This is a messenger RNA of Manduca sexta (tobacco hornworm), 1316 nucleotides long. Its product is annotated as membrane alanyl aminopeptidase-like. Gene Ontology annotation, molecular function: zinc ion binding; metalloaminopeptidase activity; peptide binding. The transcript has 6 exons. The record is from RefSeq and is a predicted model, not a curated record. Gene Ontology annotation, biological process: peptide catabolic process; proteolysis. The coding region runs from base 235 to 927 and encodes 230 amino acids. Lineage: Eukaryota; Metazoa; Arthropoda; Insecta; Lepidoptera; Sphingidae. Gene Ontology annotation, cellular component: cytoplasm.
GGAUGAGGUAGAAUUCAUACGUUUGAACCAGACGCUUCAAUUUUGAAAAAUGAAGAUAGUUAUUCAGUUUGGUACGCUGCUAUCCGUGGCUUUAAUCGGCUGAGGAACAGUUUCUUGGGAGACAGCUUGUUGAAAUACAUUGACAGAACUGCCCUAGGACUGGUAGAAAAUAUUAUAAACAAAUUGGGAUAUGAAGAAAGAGCGUCCGACGACUUUGAAACUUUAAGAAAUCGCAUGCAAAUACUGGAAUUUGCCUGCAAGAUCAGUCACCAAGGAUGUAUUGACAAUACCGUUGCACUAUUUAGAAAUUUCAAAAACAACGGUGUGAGUAUAUCACCAAGCUUGCGCCCGGUAGCGUAUUGCAGUGGAUUGCGUUUUGGAAAUGGUUUAGACUACGAAUUUUUGUGGAGAAGGAUGUCGACUACCAACAUAGCCAACGAAGCCAGGUUAAUUGGAGAAGCUCUUGGGUGUUCCACUGACGAGCCUAGCCUGCGAAAAUAUUUACUCUCAAUGAGGGAAGAAAAUAGCCCGAUCAAAAUACAGGACCUAACUGUGCCGUUAACCGGCGUACUUUCAAACUACAGUCACUUGCACAUAGUCAUGGAUGAAUUGCAACAUAACUACACUCUUUGGAGCACCAUAUACCCUUCGAUGGACUCUAUAGUGUCCACAGUUGCAUCUGCCUUGCAUACGUCCUACGAUUUCAUCGACUUUGCAGACUGGCUGCAAUCGUGCCAGGAGUGCAGUAAUCAGACCAAGAUGGCGGGCAUGAAUGCCAUGGCGCAGGCGCAGGCGGCUCGCUCUUGGGCAAGCGAACACAGACAGAUGAUCCUGGACGUCUUGAAAAGUUUCUCGACGACGCUAGCUCCAUCUUUGAUGAUGAUUGUCACCGGGGUCGCGGUGUACUUAAACAGACUAUUGAUGUAAGGUCUGCUGCGGAAAAUGUUGAUGGUAUUUGAAUUGCGAAAGACACUAUGACCGGAAAUAUUAAGUUAUAGGAAAAAUGUAUUAGAUUUUUCAGACAUUUUGAUUUGUUUUUUGUUUAGCACAGCAACGUGAUUGUAACUGAACAGUGUAGUUCAAAUACCUUUAUACCAGUCAAGAGAAUUAUGCCGGCCUUCCUUGUGACGGUGUAGUUUAAAUUCAUUUUGUUACAUUGAUAAACCUAAAUGAUUUCUUAUUUACGAAUUCAUAAAAAAAUAAUUGCAUAGAUUUUUUUAUAGUUAUUAAUUAUUUUUAUGACUAUCGAAUAAGCAGAAAGAGACACCUGAAAAACAAAUGUAUAUUUUAUAUAUUGUAUUAUAGGUUUAAGAAAA